AUGGGAAGUUAUGAGUGCGGUACGCUCGACGCUGGGGGAGGUCCGAUCGUCUGGGUUCGUCGGAGGAACGGCUCCUGGUGGCCGGGCAAGAUACUUUGUCCUGACGAGCUUGCAGAGCGUAACCUCACCUCUCCUCGGACCGGCACCCCUGUCAAGCUCCUCGGAAGAGACGACGCUAGCGUGGAUUGGUAUAACCUAGAAAAGUCUAAGCGUGUCAAGGCAUUCAGAUGUGGGGACUUUGAUGAAUGCAUUGAAAAGGCUGAAUCUGCCCACGGGGUGCCGAUUAAGAAAAGGGAGAAGUAUGCUCGUCGCGAAGAUGCUAUUCUUCAUGCACUUGAGCUUGAGAAGCAGCUCCUGAAGAGACGAGAAAAAUUAGGCAUUUCUUUUGAUCAUUCUAGAAGGAGAUCAUCUGUAUCUAUAAAGACGGAGCUUGGCGUUCUUUAUGAUGAUAUGGGGAAGGAUUGUGGAAACCCUGAUCUAUACCAGUUUCGUAAUAGAGUAGAUGCUGAUAACAAAGAUGAGGCAGUUAGCAGUCCCAUGCAUUUUUUGCAAAUGAGUGAAGGAAACAAAACAUCCUUGGCAGAUGAUCAUUCUGAUGAAAUGCCGCGGAUGAGAGACUUGCGUGAUGUUGGGCUUAGAACUGUCCAUUUGAAGCGGAAGCUGUCUUCUUUUGACAUUGAUCAUAGGAGUCCAGAAAACCAAGUCCCUGCAAACAGUGCCCUCGUCACGGAUAAUGGAGUUGAGCAGACAGGAACCCUUUCUUAUGCAAAGAGAAGUAAACUCGUUUACCUCCCAGAUGAAUAUGGAGAGUUGAUGGAUGAUAAAGGCCUUCCUUCAGAUCAGGUUAAGAUGUGCCCCAUUAAUGUCUCCCCUUCACGGUUUGAUGAGAAUGACGGCCAUCCUCAACAAGGUUCGCUGAAUGAGGGAAACUCUUCAUCUGACUUUAUGGAGGAUGUUGGGCAUAAUUCUUCUGAAUCUGAUUCUUCCGAGUCCGGUUUUUCUGCUACCGAACCGGAAAUGAAUGAUGAAGUGGCCGUCUUUUCAGAUGGUACCAUAGAAACUCAACUUGAUGGCUUGGCUGGACACGGAGAGGAUGGAACUACAAGCAGUGAGGAGACAGAUGACUCUGCAUUUUCAGGUGGCUUGCCUCCUCACUAUCUUGAGGAUCAUCCUUACCUUGCUAGUAAUGAAACAGUGUCCAAAUGGCAGUUGAAAGGGAAAAGGAACACACGUCAUCUUACAAGAAAUUCUCUGGACAGAGGUAAUGGAAAGUUCUCUCACCCUUACAGAACAGAAGGAAGCACCUUGGGUUCAUAUGGUGUUCAUGAUGAGGACGACGACGAUGAUGAUGAAUAUGGGACAAGAUAUUUCGGGUCCCGCAAGGGUCGGCUGAGUGAUGAUGGUUUUCCUUAUGGUUUACAGUAUGUGCAGAGAAGUCAUCGUCCAAAUACUAUUGGUCAAAAAUUGAUGAGUUGGGAAGACAUCACCUGGGAGGAGAGUCCUGCUUUCAGGAGCUUUUGGAAGGCCGGCAGGGGAGAUCAUUUUAGUCCUUUUGGUGGUAGAGGGAGGUCUAUGUUAAUAGAUGUGGAUUUGAAGGUGAAAGCAAGCUAUCAGAAAGAAGCAGCUGUUCCUAUUGUGUCUCUCAGGAGUAAAGUAGACGGAAGGGCAAUAAUAGGGCACCCAAUUCAAGUCGAGCCCCUGGAGCAUGGCUCAACUGAUGCUCUUCUGGUUUCCACAAGUGAUCACUGUAGCAGUGAGACAACAGUUGAACACCAUGAUAGGAAGGGGGUUGCAGCUUCAGUACUUCAACAACCAUCAUGGAGAACUGCCAGGAGGACCAACAAUUUCAGGGUUCCACGGCCUGUCAUUGGUCAGGUUCCCCGGGUCAGUGGUUCGGGUCGUAGAGGGUUGUCUGGAGGUGGUGGAGUCCGGAAGGGCAGCAGUGGUCAGGUUCCUCGGCCGAUGAGGAAAGUGGGGAAGAAGAAAGCCGGUGGUAUUUUGUCAUCCAGUCAGAAGACAAGGAUGCUCUCUUCCAUAGGGUUCCAACAGCGGAAGGGCGGUAGUAGUUGCAGCAGUGGGGGCGGCAGCAGCAACAGCAGUGAAAUGGGAGGAGGGGUUAUAAAAGGGGAGAGUUCUGGGCUCACCACGGUGGCUUGCAUACCUGUGAAGUUAGUGUUCAGUAGGUUGCUGGAGAAGAUAAACAGACCACCUUCAUUUGGAGUCAAGUAG
Linum trigynum is the source of this 2229-nucleotide messenger RNA. The record is from the annotation of a GenBank genome assembly. NCBI's taxonomy places the organism in Eukaryota, Viridiplantae, Streptophyta, Magnoliopsida, Malpighiales, Linaceae.